CUGCAUCAUCCGUCAUCCAAUCUUGCAACACUCGAAAAAGCUGGUCCCGAGCAACAGCCCGCGAAAGGUUCUCUCUAACAGCUGGCUGAGUUUUGUGCGGACGGCUGUUUCAUCUGUGCCUCAACGUAAACAAAGCGACACAUACUAUACCUGCUGAGCCCUUUGCCUUCCUUGUUUUGAUCCUCGGCAAGCGCGAUGGAGAAAAGCGACAAGCCCAACAGCCCCUGGAAGCUAUUACUCGUAGGAUUGCUCGCGCUAGCAUGUGGCUUCUUGACCAUGAACUUCCACCACAUCCUGCAGACAACACACAUUCAUUUGUCAUUAGCCCAGCACCACAAGGCGCACGCCUUCUGCGCGUUCGCGGGCUGUAAGGUCGAAGACACGGCCGCGGCCGCUGCCCAGAAGCUGGCAGACGAGAAGCUGGCCAACACCACGGCCGCCAUGAUGGCGCGCGUGUGCGGCUCGCCGGCCAUUGACGGGUACUCGCACGUGGUGCCCAAGUGCCUGGAGGACUCGCCCACCGCCAAGUGGUGGGAGGCCUACUACGCGGCGGGCGGCCGGCAGAAGGACCUGGUGGUGCACAUCGAGAAGGCGGCGGACUACGACGGCCUGGCAGUCUUCUGGGGCAUCAACAACAAGAAGGCCAACGUGGAGGAGUGCGCGGAGCACUGCAGGAGCCACCAGCCCAACAUCGUGGACGGCCCCUUCAAGAAACUGCCCUGCAACGCCUUCGCCUUCUGCCCCGACGAGGUGUGCUUCGAGCCAGACGCGCACCACCACACCAAGGGCGACUGCUGGCUCAAAUUCACGGAGGGACCCGCCUACCCCGAGGUGAACAUGCGCGGCAACCUGCCGCAGAGCUACCGCUCGCGCCACCCCACCGCGCCGCAGCGGGUGCAGUGGCAGUCGGGCGUGCUGUUGCCGCCUGGCGUCAUGAUCACCAACGGGACGUGGGGGCCGCGCUGGACCUGGUAGUCGGGAGGCGAGGCGUGGGCAGCGCCGCUGGGGCGCGGAGGAGCGCAAAGCAGGAUGGAGCCGGAGGGGCACGGGAAUGUGGAGCACUGGGACCGGAGCCGGCAGGUGUGUCAGGCGUCUUAGUGGGUUUGGGGGGAGCGGAGGAAUGGGGAAGCCGCCUCCUGUGUCAGGGGCGCUGGCGUGGAGUGGUCAACGGGCAGCAGCGGAAGGCUCCAGGCCGGCGUGUGUGGAUCGUUGUGCGUCGGUGCCUGUCACGUGGUUACAAUCUGGGGGCGAAGCAGCGGCGGCGGCGCGCGGGGGCCGCGGGAUCUAAGCGGGCGUGGCAGCCACGCAGGAGUAUGGCGUGGCGGUGAGGUGUUGGAACGAAGCUGUGUUUGCGCCAUUGCAAGACAUGGGCGGAGGUGCAGGGUCGAGGAGUGAUGAUGAGGCGGGGAAUGAGCGUGAUCCACUGACGGUAGUGUCUGCAAAGCAAGGAAGGCGGCCGUAUGGGCUGUUGACUCCUGGCCGUCAGCCCAUGGCAUUGCAUGCGAUUGGAGGAGGUGUAAGCCAGGUGAUGCUAUGGGGGGCAGGGGGGCGCGUACGAAACAAGAAUGCCGGCCGUGCACUCAUCUACACUCGUCACCA
This is a messenger RNA of Chlamydomonas reinhardtii, 1599 nucleotides long. RefSeq lists its product as uncharacterized. The coding region runs from base 277 to 975 and encodes 232 amino acids. The record is from RefSeq and is a predicted model, not a curated record. The transcript is spliced from 8 exons. NCBI's taxonomy places the organism in Eukaryota, Viridiplantae, Chlorophyta, Chlorophyceae, Chlamydomonadales, Chlamydomonadaceae.